Sesamum indicum (sesame) is the source of this 2694-nucleotide messenger RNA. RefSeq names its product Trimeric LpxA-like enzyme. Gene Ontology annotation, biological process: biosynthetic process. The record is from RefSeq and is a predicted model, not a curated record. Gene Ontology annotation, molecular function: translation initiation factor activity; guanyl-nucleotide exchange factor activity; translation initiation factor binding. Gene Ontology annotation, cellular component: eukaryotic translation initiation factor 2B complex. NCBI's taxonomy places the organism in Eukaryota, Viridiplantae, Streptophyta, Magnoliopsida, Lamiales, Pedaliaceae.
GGAAAAUUGGAGGGUUUUAGCAGCAGAGAUGGGUUUCAUGUCAACGAGAGUAGCUUAAAACAAAACCAGCUUUUUUCGCAAGGAGCAGGUUCCGUAAAUCUCUCGCUUAACGUAACACCAAAUAGGACUGUCCACCGCCUACGGCGGCGCGCGGCGGGGAAAAUGGUGGCGAAGAAGGGGAACAGAGGUGGAGUGGGAGGUGAGGAUGCAGAAGAGGAACUGACGCGUGUCCCUCUACAGGCCAUCCUAUUGGCCGAUAGUUUUGCCACACUCUUCCGCCCGAUUACUCUCGAGCGCCCUAAAGUACUGUUGCCACUGGUUAAUGCGCCUAUGAUUGACUAUACCUUAGCGUGGCUUGAAUCUGCUGGAGUUGAAGAAGUUUUUGUAUUUUGCUGCGCUCAUUCCAAACAAGUGAUUGACUAUUUGGAAAAUUCCAAAUGGUUUGGCCAACCUAGCUUUUCUGUCACUACAAUAGAAUCAUACAAUGCAACUAGUGCUGGAGAUGCUCUGAGAUUGAUAUAUGAAAGACAUGUGAUACGUGGAGAUUUCAUCCUUGUUACUGGAGAUACCGUGAGCAAUAUGUCACUUACACAAGCACUUAAAGAACACAAGGAGAGAAGGAGAAAGGAUAGUAAUGCAGUAAUGACCAUGGUCAUUAAACAGUCAAAGCCAUCUCCAAUAACCCAUCAAUCUCGUCUUGGAACGGAGGAGCUUUUCAUGGCAAUUGAUCCCAAUACUAAGCAGCUCCUGUAUUAUGAGGAUAAGGCUGAUACUUUGAAAGGGACAGUUUCUCUGGACAAAGCAUUGCUGAUUGAUAAUUCUUCUAUAUCUCUUCACAAUGAUAAGCAGGAUUGCUAUAUUGACAUAUGCUGCCCAGAGGUUCUCAGCCUUUUCACGGACAAUUUUGACUAUCAGCAUUUACGUCGUCACUUUGUCAAGGGGUUACUUGUUGAUGAUAUUAUGGGUUACAAAAUUUUUACCCAUGAAAUUCAUUCAAGUUAUGCAGCAAGGAUUGAUAAUUAUCGGAGCUAUGACGCCGUCAGCAAGGAUAUAAUCCAGAGGUGGACUUAUCCUUUGGUUCCUGACGUUCAGUUUUUUGGGAAUUGUGUGACAAAGCUUGAAAGACAGGGAACAUAUCGAGCCUCAGACAUAGGGCUAUCACGUUCCGCAAAAAUUGGCCCUUUUACUGUUAUUGGAAGUGGCACGACAAUUGGGAACUACACAGAAGUGGCAAAUUCUGUCAUCGGAGAAGGUUGUAUUAUUGGAUCAAACGUUUCAAUCGAUGGGUGCUAUAUUUGGGACAAAGUUACUAUUGAGGAUGGCUGUAAAUUAAAGCAUGCAAUAGUGUGUGAUGGAGUAGUCAUGAAGUCUGGAGCAAUUCUGGAAGCUGGUGUUGUUUUGUCUUUCAAGGUCAUAAUUGGGCAACAAUUUGCUGUUCCCGCAUACUCGAAAGUUUCUCUAUUUCAACAGCCUGUCACACAAGACAGUGAUGAAGAACUGGAAUAUGCUGAUAACAGCAGUGGGAACAUAGAAAUUGCAUCAAUACCUAAUACACCUGAAAAGUUGGAGGAGGAUUUGACAACCGAGUUAUCUGAUUCACAAAUACAGGCUGCAUCUGAGGUUGGCAAUGGGGGGGCUGGUUUCAUUUGGUCAGUCAGUGAGGGAGGGCAUGAAGAAGGAUGGAGGCAUUCAGUGGCACCAAUACCUGCAGAUCGACUUGUUGAAAUUAUCAAAAAUGCGACUGAUGAACUGGAGAUAUCAAAUGAAGAUGGCAAUAUUCUUCCACCCUCAGGAGAGCUUGAACCUGGUUCUGUUAAUGAUUCUGAUGAAGAUGUCAGAGAUGAUUUUGCCCACUUUGAAAAGGAGGUUGAGGCAACUUUUCUAAGGGCCGUGCACGAAAACAUCAAAGAAGACCAUGUAGUUUUAGAAGUAAAUUCACUGCGGUUGUCAUACAACCUGACUUCCAGUGAUUGUGCUGGUGCAUUAUUCUACGCGAUGAUGAAGUUGGCAUUGGAUACUCCACAUGGUUCACCUGGCGAACUUGUCAAAACUGUUGCUAGCGUGAUUGCGAAAUGGAAAAAGCUUUUGAAGUAUUACUUGCCUAGCCUCGACGAAGAGAUAGAGGUGAUCCUGAAAUUUGAAGAAAUGUGUCUAGAGUCGACAAAGGAAUACUCUUCACUGUUUGUGCAGGUUUUGCAUCUUCUCUACGAUAAAGAUAUUCUACAAGAAGAUGCAAUACUCAAUUGGGCAGCAGAAAAGGAAGAGGCAGAUGAGUCGGAUAAACUUUUCCUUAAGCAGGCAGAGAAAUUUAUCCAGUGGCUGAACGAGGCAUCUGAAGAAGAGUGAGGGAAGAUUGAGUUGAUAAUACAAUUCUACAUGCAGAUAGCCGUGUAUUUGGGAAGUGCAGGGUGAUGAAGAAUUGGUAUAAUAUUCUGAAUAUGGAUGGAUCUGCUUCCCAACACCGACUAACUUGGGAAACUACAAUCCCCUAACUUUCUGCACUGUUAUCAGUUUAGUAACUGAUACAAAGUUGUAGUUUCUUGUUGUGUGGUUGGUAUCAGUGAAUACACUUCGCCAUACAGUGAAAUUGAUUUGCCUGCCCUUCAGUGAAAUGGAUCUGCCAUUGUUUCUAACGUUUCGACAAUAAAUCAUGAUCUUCAAGACGACUCUGGAAGAUCUUCAUUUGUCUCACAA